Molecule: messenger RNA, 1889 nt
Organism: Eutrema salsugineum
Lineage: Eukaryota; Viridiplantae; Streptophyta; Magnoliopsida; Brassicales; Brassicaceae
Source: RefSeq, a predicted model, not a curated record
UUGGAAGAAUCUCUGCUAGCUAUCUCCGCCGUAGCCAUGGCGGCUUUCCGAUGCGCCGUCUUUACAUCUCCUUCGACUCUGCUUCCGUCGUACUCCACCGGCAAGAGAUUCUCCUUUAACGUUAUCCGUUGCUCUUCUUCCGUUUCAAUUCCACUCUCGUCGAAGUUACCAAGAAGAAAAAAUUACCUGCGACCUAAAAUCCUCAGAACAUUAAACCCGAAGUCGAAGGAAACCGUGUUAACCGGAAUCGAAUCGCCGGAGAAUUUUCCUCCAAGCGACGUAUUAUCCAAGGAAGACGAUGGUGUAGAGGAGCUUCAGUUCUCAAGUAGCUCGGUUGUGUCUAACGAGAUGAAUGGGAUAUUGAGUAAGCUCUCUCCGAAGUUAGUAGCCAAGUAUGGAUUGUGUUUGAUCGGAAUAUUCGCUUUUCAAACUGUUUGCGCUGUUUUGUUUCUGGGAAACACAACAAAAUCCGAGAAAACUCCGGAAAUUUCAAGUGAAAAUGUAGAUAGCAGAAAUGGGAGAACAAGCAAUGUUGUUUCGCUAGAGGAUCUUGAGAUGAACGAGAAGAUUGAAGAGAUCAGAGCGAUGGCACGUGAAGCACGUAGGAGCGAGGAAAAGAGUGGUGAGAAAGAAGAAGAUGAGACCUUGAAUCCUGGUGGAGGGAUUGACAUUGAGAGAGAGAUUGAAGCAAGAUUGUCUAACAUGGAGAAACGGUUGAAUUCUCAGAGAAAAGGUUUGGCCGGAUUGCGUGUAGAGCCUUUGGAUGGAUCAAGAAAUGAUGAUUUGAAGGAUGAGAAGAAAAGUUUGAUGUUUGAGAAGAAGUACAAGUUUAAAGCCGAGAAACCUCCAACGGGUAAUGUGAAAGGCUUUGGUGGAAGUAAGGGAAGGCAAAAUGGGAAUGUUAGUGAAUCUCGAGAUGGUGAGAAGAUUCCUGAAGAAGUGCAAGAAGAAGUAGGGAGUUCAGAUUCCAAGAUGGUUUCUGGUGCUGCUCAGGAACCUGAGCAAAGGCGAACAUCAAACGAAGUUAACAAGUCAAGAAAAUCUGGAAGUCAAGUGGACCGUAAACCAAAUAUGGAAGCUGGUUCUGGAUUUGGUAGGACUUCAUCGUCAGGCCAACAUGGAGAAGUCAGGAAAGGAAAACAGAGAGCCAGGGAGAAACAAUCUGGGAAUGAGAACAAUAUGUGGUGGCUGAAGCUUCCCUAUGUGCUGAGAAUUCUUAUGCGGAGUAAUAUCGACCAAGAAAUAACUGAGGGAUAUUUUACUAUGAGGACGGAAUCUAUGGAACAAAACGAGGGCCAGGUCUCACACAUGAUUGCAUUUGAGGAUCAAAGUGAUGCUAUAAACUUCUCCUAUCUGCUCGAAUCAGUUUUCGAAGACUUGGAUGAUUUCAGCGCCAAUAUAGCUCCUAUAUCAACCAAGGAUCUUUAUAACGAAUUGAGUUCUGGUGGCAAGAAUGUGAUUGUCGUGAAGAAGAGGCAGCUUACGCUGUAUGCUGGACAACCAUUUGAAGAUGUUGAAAGAGCCCUACGUACUCUGAUCCAAGAACAACGAUGAAAGAGUAAUAAACAAGUUGCAGCGAUACGAUGUUUUUUUCAUGGAGCUUGAUAAAUCAAUGAGCUAUCCACCUACAUUACUAGGCAACGACGAAGCUGCGUUUAGUUAAACAAAUUAAGUGGCAGAGAUAGAUUUGGAAUGGUUUUCAGAUUAUUAUAACAAUAAAUGUCUCACUAAUUCUGAAAUUUUGGGAAAUUCGAUGUUUAGGAGGCCCAUGUGAAAUGCAAGAGAGACAUUGAUUGUUUUUUGUUUUCUUCUUAUACUUAUAUUUAUGUAAUUUAUUGCAAUAUUUACAGAUGUAAAGUAUGUGCAACUUUCAAUGCAUUGUUCAUCAA